GCGACGAAGCGACGAGGGACGCGACGCGGAGGCCUCGAGGACGCUGCAUCGGCAGUUGCACCCCAGCCACACCCGGUACGAGCCAUGUAGUCGGGCUACCCUCCACCGCGAUACACGGCGGACAAUUGUUGCUUCUGCGCCCACAGGUGGUACAUCUUCAUCUUCGAUUUUCGCGAGCGUAGACGUAGACGACGUCGAGCCCGGUUCCCGUCUCGUCGCCGUCGUUCGCGAACCGACCGUGUCAAAAAGUGUGCGCGAACCGACGCGGCGAUCGACUUGUCGCCCUGACGAGCCUCGGCCACCCGACGUUAGGCUCGCGUCGUCGCUCGUUCCGGAUUCGGUUCCGCGAACGGCGCGCUACUCGUCUCCGUCUCCGAUAAGUCGCCGCCUUCGAAACGUUCAGCGUGCCGUCGCGCGCAGUGCGAGUCUCGUGUUCGACGCAGCAGCCCUGUGGAAAACUGUACGUCGGUUCAGGUGGAACGAGUAAACGGAGAACGUCCAUUGGAUAUGACCUCUCGGGUACGACUACGUGGACGUCGAGCGUAAACGCGCAUCGACGAACGAAUGCCCGUUUCUACGCGUAUCUACCCCUAUCUACGCGAAACGUUCUUUCCAACCUUCUCGAACGAAACGAAUCGGGUCAAAUCGUUACGAGCCGUCGUCGUCGAGAACGGGCGAAGAAAAGUGGUAGAGGAAAACGAGGAACGAAGGGAAAACGUGUAUAGGUCGUGGAUCGCUGGAAGGCCGUUGAACAGCCGCGCGAGGGCAGAGUUGUAGCUUCGCGCGGGUUCCUGGUCUCGCGGUGCCGCUGGAAACCGGUGCCGUCCGGGGGUGGAAGCAAGCGAACAGACGGAUCGAAAGUGUGGAACAAAGAUAGCGAGAGAGAAAAAGAGAGAGAGAGAGAGUGAGGAAGAGGGAGAGAGGUGAUUCGCGGCGAAGGGAUCGUUUCUGGGUGGAUCUCCGACCGAUAAAGGAAAACGAGAGACGAACAGGGUGAGAGGGAGGGGGUAGCACCGCUUACCGGAGGGAGUUAUCGACUACACGCGUAAGGCGACAGCGCACACAUACGGAUACACAAACAUCGCGGACCUGUUGUCCAACUUGUUGCUCGUCCCUGCGAGAAGGCGCAACUUGGUCGCCUCGCUCGUCUCUCCGCGAUCGCACGCCGAUGCUUUUCGAGAAAGGACCCUCGGCGUAACCCCUUUGAAACUCAUCGUCGGAAGUACGACGAUCCGUGGGAAGGCUCGUCGCGACGAACGAGGAAGUGAACGAGUAUACGUGUUCGGGUCGAGACACGCCCGGUUUCGCGAACCCGUCGAUAACUGGCGAACGCCGGAGAACAUCGUCGUCGAAACCCGAGGAGGGGGUCAUCGCUCGACGGCCAACGGUCUACGAACAUCGUACGAUCUUAUUAUGCGCGAGAAAAAGAUUUACUCGAUGAACCGCGAUUGCCAGAGACCAGACGAAAUGGAAGGCAGGGCGAACGGCUAGGCGAACGACGCCGCCGCGUAUCUUAAUCUUCCACCCGCGAAUACAACGAAAGCAAUACUACAAACAAGGUAAAGCGACGAAAGAAACAAAUUGGAGGAGAAUUCUUUUUCUGCGCGUCUCGCAAACUCGAAUCCCCGAACGAUUUUUGCUCGGGGAGGCCGAAAUUUUUCGUCGAGCGAGCACAGUCGUCGAGGACGAGGAUUCUUCCGAGUCUAUUCUCGAUCGGCCGAAUCUCGCAUCGUUUUCAUCGUGUUUCGAAGAGUAUUUUAAUAUAAAUUUACAUGCAUAACAAUACACGCGCGCGCGCACGAUACAGGAGCGAACGUAGACCCAUUUCGUGCAACGACACCUAGAAUUAGAAACAGUCGCCGAUCGCGAGUCCCAACGGAGCGGAGUUCACCGGAGAUCGGACCGUGAAUUUUACGUUUCAACAAUCGAUAUCGAUGCGACGCUCGGAUCGGUCCGAAUUCAGUUAAUUCCUCUCUUUAAUGAGGAAGAAGAAGAGGUGAAGGACAGAGCGAAAGGACAAAAGAGAGGAAUCGGUCGGAAGACUCGUCCAACGGCAGACACCGAAUUUAGUCAACGAGCGAAACCAACUGGGCUCGACGGGAGAAUCGGCCGACCGGCAGCUAAGCAUCGAUCGCGGAAUCGACCGAGAUCCACGUGGUUGGAAGACCUUCGAGCAGACAUUUUGCGAUCGCGAACCGAUCGUCGUUUAUCCAGCGAGCAACGAAAUCGGACGCUCACGGGAUACUUUCUCCCACAGGAGGUUUCUUUUUCGUUCGUCCAUCGGAUGUAAACGACGAAUCGCUGGAAAUAAAAGAUCUUUAUUUCGCGUUCUCGUUCGAUGAUCGAGGAACUCGAAAAGAGAAUCGAGAGGGACGGUCGAUCUGGAUUUUGAGAUUAACCGGAAGAGGUCCGAGCGGACAAAGCAGGCAAGAUGCCGCGAUGCUACAUGGUGAAGAAAGCUCUGUGCAACAAGUAUGCGAGCGAUGUUGCCAGAGAAUUCGAGAGCUGGGGCCGCGGUCGCGGGACGAAAUCGUCGCCGCCGAUCACCGUGCAGGCUCCGGUCUCGCCCACGGAACGGACCAUGGCACCCCCCGUUUCUCGAGAAUCUCACAGAACGCACUCCCAAAACGCAACGUUCAAAAAAAGGAGGGCCGACUACCACACUCGCAGGAAGAAGUCGUACGACCCCGACUACGAGACCAACGUACCGAUAACGAUUACGUAUUCUUCCCGUAAGACGAGAAGCUUCGGGGCACGGAGGACGGAAUCUUCUCGUACAGCGACCAGCGUCGCCACAUCGAGAAAGGAACCAGCCCGUACAGUGACGAACUUCAUCAUACCGAGAAAGGAACCUGCCCGUACGGUGACGAACUUCGUCACACCGAGAAAAGAACCCGCACGCACAGUGACGAACUUCGUUACACCGAGAACGGACUCUCCCCGUACAACGACGAACGUCGCCACACCGAAGACGGAACCGUCUCGUACAGCGACCAGCGUCGCCGUACCAAGGACGGAAUCUUCCCGUACAGCGACCAGCUCCGCCACACCGAGGACAGAAACUUCUCGUACAGUAGCGAGCAUCACCAUACCGAAGGCAGAACCUCCCCGUAUAACGACGAGCGUCGCCACACCAAAGACGGAACCUACUCGUACAGUAACGAGCAUCGCGAUACCAAGGGCGGAAUCUGUUCGUACGCCACCGAGCGUCGUUACGCCGAGGACGGAACCGUCUCGUAGUGCAACGAGCAUCGCUAUACCAUGGACGGAACCUCCACGUAUAGCAACGAGCAUCGCCGUACCGAGAACGGAAUCUCUUCGAACAGCGCCGAGCUUCGCCACACCGUGGACGGAACCUCCUCGUCUAGCAACGAGUAUCGCAAUACCAUGGACGGAACCUGCCCGUAUAACUACGAACAUCGCAAUACCAUGGACGGAACCUGCCCGUUUAGCAACGAGCAUCGCCGUGCCAAGGACAGAACCUCCACGUACAGCGACGAGCAUCCCCGCACCUAGAAAGGAAGUUCCCCGUAUAUCGUCGGUGAUCGCCUACACGGGUCCAACGGAGGUAGAAGUUGAAGAGGACGCGAGCGAAAACGCGGUCGAGAACGCGACGCCGGUGGUGCCUUUCGCGGCUCCUAAUUCGCCACCGUCCAGAACGAUCGUGCUGAGUCAGCGACGCGGGAAAUCGCCACCUGCAGAACCGUUUCCUCCGUCGCGUACGACAAAGACAACAACGGUGGCACCGUAUCAAGCGGAAGAGAUCGAAAGAGGAUCCGUUCCCGACUCCGGUUCGACAACAGAAGCCAACAACCACAGCGGCAUCGUGAUCUCGUACACGUCUUCGAAGCCGAAUUCGUCGAAGGAUCGGUCCGCGGCCGAAACCGCAGCCGCUCACGAUCUCUUGGAGCUCUCGAGGUCGCUGCCUCCGCUACCACCGCCCAGCGUAGCCAUCGGGCCGCAGAACGUGACGGAAUCACCCGACACGGACAUCGAGGAGUUGACGGUCUAUGAGUCGGAGCAGCCAAUCUACCAAGUGAACGCCAUCGAUUUAGUGGGUUCCGCGGUUUGUCAGCAACAGCCAACCACGAGCGUAAUUUACGAGCCUGCCACGACGAUAGUCGAGCAGACGGGCAACGUGUACAUUCCCUUGUCUCCGGUCCAAGAGAUUCUGCUCACUUACGGCCCGUCGUCCAUCCCAUGCUCGACGAUCGUUAGCCAGCAGCCUCCGCAGAAGCAGCCGAAUCCGCAGCAACAGCAGCCUCAUCGAACGGUGGACGCCGCGCCCCCGUUAACGCCACCCAUCUCCGAAUGCAGCAGCGAUAUCGAGAACAACAAUCCCAACUCGCAACCGUGCCAGAAAGACAAGGAGGUACAGACCGUGAUCGAGCAGACGGAAGUAAAGCCAGCGAGUUAUACGUACGACACUCUGUUGGUCGCGGACGGUAGAUCCAAGCAUAAGAAGAACGCCCCUAAUCAGAAGACGCAAGCGACCGAGCCCGUCGAGGCGCCGGAGACGUCCAAAAGCGGACGUUAUGUCUGUUGCGAAUGCGGUAAGCAAUACGCGACCUCGUCGAACCUGUCGCGGCACAAGCAAACCCAUCGCAGCAUCGACUCGCAGUCAGCGAAAAAGUGCAUCCACUGCGGCAAGGCUUACGUGAGCAUGCCGGCUCUGGCGAUGCACGUGCUCACUCACAAGUUGGCCCACAGCUGCGGCGUCUGCGGGAAAAUGUUCUCGAGGCCCUGGCUACUUCAGGGCCACCUGAGAAGUCACACCGGGGAGAAACCGUAUGGGUGCGCGCACUGCGGGAAAGCGUUCGCCGAUCGGUCGAACCUUCGCGCGCACAUGCAAACGCAUUCCGCGGACAAGAACUACGAAUGCUACAAGUGUCAUAAGUCGUUCGCUCUGAAAUCUUAUUUGAACAAGCAUCUGGAGUCCUCCUGCCAGAGAGAGAACGACGAUUCCGGCAACGAUUCGAACUCGGCGUCUUAAUAGGUUCGAACGAGACGAGUGAGCUGGUAUCGUUAGCGUCGCUGACGCUCUUGCGUCUUUCGGCUGAUCCCCAUCGCGAGACGGACGCUCGUUCGAAACUUGUUUCGGGUCAAUGCCAGUGAGUCAAUUGAAAUUCAUCCCUAAAUUCCUUCGAGGUAACGGUAACAGCGAAUUCGUUCCCUUCCACUGUCCUUCGUUUCCAACUCCUAACGAUUCCCGUAAAUCGUGGGAGGAGAAGAAAAGAGAAGCACGGGCGCAGCUGCGCGAAGAACACGCGCUUUGUAAGAGUACGCGUGCGGACCACUGUGGUAAGUGUAGGUUCGACAAGUUUUGUUAGCGAUGCAAUUUGUCUGUCGUUCGCGACGUUCCCAUCGUUCGCGGCCGCUGCUCGAUGAAACAACGUCCAUGGAAAUCGAUUUUCUCGAGGCAACGAGACUUAAAAGGGAUAGGGCGUAGGGCGUAGGAGGACACGAGAGAAAACGAUGCAUAGCAGCCCGACCAAAAUCGAUGAACCAGGUACCAUCGACUAGCUGCUAUCGAGGGACCAUCAAAUUCCGACGAUGACUAAAAUCCAUUUCGAUAUCUUCUAAUCUCGGGUCGCCCCAUUCGGAUCGACCUCGAGACUCGACGAUGAACAGAUACUCAAAGUUUGUCGACUUUUGUCGAUGCGCCGGUGUCCGUUUUAAUAUUCGGAUACUUCCCGAGAAGAUUCCUGUCCCUCCGUCUCGUUCCUAUAUCGUUUUCGUACAAAUUCCGUAGCUCGUUCUAUUCUCUUCAACGUUCUUUUACGUAGACGCGCGAUUACGCGUCGCGAUCGAACGGCACCCGCUGCCCGUCCCGUUCGCGAUCGAAAAAGAAUUGAUGGAGAAACGUUGAAAGUUACCGGCAGCCUUACUCUCGACGAACCAUUUCUCAUGAGAGCCUGAUUCAUCUAAAGCGUUCUUUACCCGAAGUUCCAUCGGCGAUCCUUGCCGUGUAACACAAGGUUCGGGCACAUCUCGAAGGUUUUCAUCAACAUUUCACGGAAACUGGACCACCUGUUGAACGCAGGAAUGACCAUUCCGGUGGCGAAAGGGUCGCUCGUUUCUAUCGUGAAUUAUAGAACGGCCUCCUGUAAUUUCCUGCUUGUUAACCGUGCGCGAACGAGAUAUCGGAAUUUUCGCGAUUCUCUUUCGCGUCCGAGUCGUUCGACGCGUUUUCUCACGCCGAGCGAGGACCAACGGAACUGGGGAAGCCGCUCCACGCCGACGUCUGUUCUAGUCUGCUCGAAUUGAACGUUCGACGGGGAUUUUGUAGAAGACGUUUAUACACGUAUUUUUUCGCCAGCGAGCUGUUCACGCGUAGACACUGUUCGUCACUUCGGAAGCAGCGUCGUACUAGUCGGCUCCGCGCCGAGUACGUCCGAUCGAAAGCUUUUCGUUUGUAAUCUAGUCGUAGGAUCAUCGAAUAGUAGUUUUUAACUUGUCGCGUUCCACGGUUGGCGCGUAUAUUUUUUUACGCACACGCACAGGCGUGCACGCAGGAUAUGCAAGCUCGCACGUAGGUGUCAGCUUCGUUUCAUCGUCGUUCGUAGUCGUUGAUCGGUUUUCGUUUAGCGUACGCGAGUAGACGACUCGUUAGAGUUAGAGCCGAAUUGUGAUAUUAAUUUAGAAUUCUCGCGGGAGAAGAAAAUCGAGCGGGACCGCCGACGAAAGGAACGUCGCGUCGAUCGAAGGAAACUGAAACCAAAGGAGGUACCAAAGAGGUAUGUACGUAUAACGACGAGAACGAGAGUAAACGGAUUCAACGUUCUAGUCAACGAGUUACGCUCGAACCUUAUCGUUUCGUCUUUGAUUUGCCCCGAGCCGUAUAAGUAUCCUAAAUGAAACCAAAGAGGCUCGAACGUGUCAUACGAUAGGCAGACGUUAAGUUUAGUCGCUAUUGCUUUCGCGAGUACGCAUUUUUUCUAUCGAGACCGUAGAGAUAUUUUGGUACCAAACGUUUUUCGCGAAUUAUAUUUAUAUCGUACCUAAGUAGAAGUCUUAGAAAUCGAUCGAAUAAAUUGUCGCGUGCGCGCGAGGUAUCGGUUGGUAGUCGUGUAGUUUUUAACGCGCCGCGAAACCAAACGAAACGAGCUUUAGCUAUUUAAGUUUAAAGAGAACCAAAGAGACGCGUCAGGAGAAUGUAUGUCCGUCGGACACGAGAUGCGAUACCGCACGUCCGUGUAUCCGUUUCGUCGAUACUCGGCGAACGGCGAGAACCGAUAUUAGUUCUGGACGGAGACAUCCUUCUCACCGGGCAUUGUGCAACCGAUCGCAAAGUCGUUUGAUCGAGGAGGAUUUUUAUACGAGACUCGGCUUCGACCGCGAGGAAACAUUAUUGUUCCACGCGUAAUCCUCGCUCGUCUCUCCCGUCCGUGGAACAAACCUAUGCGCUUGCUCUAGUAUUCAACGACGCUAGGAAGCGCGAUUACCAGGUUCCAUCCUCGAAACCGAAAGUCGAAUAAUUAAAGUCAAACCGAUUGCACCCUUGAACGAUGUUCGCGACCAUCGCUGUUGUCUUCGCGUUGCAUCACGAUCACGGUACUCGACAGUCAAUCGAAUCUCCGAUUCAACCGAUCGGAGUGAACCUCGUAACGAUAGUCAAUAACGAAACGGAAGAGAAAUCCAUCUACACACAUUUAUUGUAUGCAUAUGCACUCGAGCGAAUCGUUCUUCGCCGCUGCAACGAGUAUAAUUUCAUAAACAAUUAUCUACUCGACGUGUUAUCAUCGUUUUUUAGCAAUAAUCACCUCGUCACGGAGGUAAACGGUUAGUCGAGAGGACCGUAGCGUAGGGUAGAGUAGAGAAAUCGUCGGAGAGACGAAGCUGUAAUCGUCGGGUAGGUACCACCGUUUGUUUCCUUCGUUAUCACAGUUUUAAAAUACGUUGCUGUCUCGAAGAACGAACGUUCUUAGAUCGUAGAACUCGAAACGAGGCAUGAGAUGAUUAAAACGAAAACUCGCAUGGUAAACAUAUAAUUAAUUAACGACGUCGAUGCGAUCGAUUUACGCCAGGGCGAUCGUGCCUCGUACUGUGGCCUCCCCUCCGAAAAAGAGUAUGGGAUCCGAACGCUUGCUAGAAACGUCAAGCGUUCGAACAUUUUCGUCAGCCACUCGAAGUAUCUCCCGCGAUCCGACAAAAGUAAAGUGUGUUUCGAUAAACUGACGAAGCGACGAUCCAUCGCGUUCGUCGGAACACCCUUUAAUUCGGCAUGUCGACAAAAUUUUUGCUAUUAAAUAGAACGAGGAAAUCUUGACGAAUCUCAUUGCCCCGUAGCCGUUGUUGUAACGUAAACCAAAGAAGGAUGAGAUAGAAACUGAGAAGGAUGAGACAAGGAAAAGGGAGGAAACGUAACGAGGGUGGAUCCGUUCCCCUAAGUUUCGCGCAUGCCAUUUCGCGUAAUUAACCGUUUAGAAGACUCUAAAAAGGACCAAAGUACUUAAACGUAAUUAUGCCGAAUAACGAUUACGAUAAAGCGUAAUUGAAUCGUCGCCUCUCGCGGUGAUAACCGUUGUCAAUAAGAGGGAAAGGGAAGGUAGGAGAGCGAAGAUGUAGAGAAAAGGGGUAAGAACGGAAAGGAGACGGAGGUGUCGACCGUUAGGAAAAUUACGUACGUUCAGAAACACGGUAAAAACGAACAACGAAACAAGCGGGACAGCGACUGUCCGCAUUAACUAUAAUAAUUAAUAAUUACGAGUAAACAUGCUAGGCCGAAUACGUACGAUAUAUGCUGUCUGUAUGUGUACGUGUACGUGUAUGUUAGCCGAAUUUUCGCUACACCGAAACUUUUCGCGGAAACGAUUGCCCGUAAUUCAAUUCUCUAUUUCACUUCAGAAAAUAGGUCGAGCUUGAUAUUUCUCAGUUAGUUAGGUACUCGAUUCGGUAAUUUCGCUUGUACACCAUUCGUUUGCUUGAUCAGAUCGAUCGGAACCAAAUACAGCGUGAUCAUCGGUUCGUCGUCGGGCCUUCCUAAAUCAGAUACAUAAAACUGUUGGUAUAUCUGGUAUCGAGUAAAACGCGCGAGACCGGAUAGGAGAAACGGCGUGACGAGUCGCGAUAAAUGAAUGAUCACCAUCCCUUGCCCGUUGAACGGACGUUUUUCCAGCACGAAACCUGUCACCCUUUGAUCGUUCCGAUUACGAAAUUAAUUAGUGCGCGAUCCGGGACUCGCCUCCGUUAGCGAUAAUUUCGAUUUCACUCGAGUUUCGUAAAGAGGACCGAUCUUACAUCGGUAGAAAUCGUUUCGCAUGCACGCAAAUAUACACGUAGACGCGAGAGUAAAACGAAUCUAUAGACUGCGAAUUUUUGUGCGCUCCCGCAGUGAGCAAGAAAAAGAGUAAAACUUUCCGAUGUAAAUUUGACUUUUAACUAAAUUUUUGUAAGUAGAAAAUCCGUGACGGCGCGGAUUGCGAUUUGUACAUAUAUUUUGACCUCCGCAAAUGCGUUUACAAUAAUCCGAUUGCGCACGAAGACUCGCAGUCUUCUGUCGUCGGAUACGAGCGAGCGGAAUGUCGCGAAGCGAAGCGCAGCAGAGAAGCAGGCACGACCAACCGACCAACGAACCACCUGGCUUUUGCGAAGAGGAUCGAGGAAGAGGUAGAAAGCGAGGAAAGGAAGAGAGAAGAGCGCGAGGUAAAACGUAGGACUUACAAUUAGAUUAGUGUGAUACAAGGUACGACAAAGCAAUAAUUUAGUGAUUGUAUAAUAUAUUUGAUUAGUGAGUUAGCGAGCUAAGUUUAAUGGUAAAUUUUCGGAAUCUAUAAAUGAUACUUAGCUAUUCGAUAAAUCGUAUAGUUUUGUAGAAAUGCUAACACGAUUCGCCACUUUGGGGAUGAGAAAUGAGAGAACAAAGAAAGAAACGAUAUAGAUAAAUAAAUGAAUAAAUAUAUAAAUAAAACGCUGUCUUGGGAUCAAAGAUAUAGCGACGAGAGACGAAGGUCGGAAGGGGAUUUGUAAAAUAUGUAAAGCCGACGGUCGUGAAUCAAGUUUCCAUAACCGAUCAUUGUUCGUUCCGUGACAUGAUUUGAUUUUUUUUAAUUAUCGCCUUUCCUUUGCCACGUUCACCAUACGCGUUACCGAUCAAUUGACUCGACAAACUGAGCGCGUACCUCGAUCGAACAGCUGUUUGAAGAAUCUCGCAUGGCAUGUAAAAAUCGUAUCUUGCAUUCGCUACCGGCGCGCGGUGGUAUCGUAAACUCGACAAAAGAAAUCACUAUUUUUUCAUCCAUUCGACUACGGUGUACCUUGGGUAUGACGCGUACAUUUCCAAUUGAUAUUCGAGAAUCGACGAUGAACGAUUAGGUAUCGUGGUCUUCCUAUUUCGAACGAAACCGCGUGACCGAGUAAGGGUCGCGACCAGAGAAAGUACCACGCGCGAAACAGACGACGAGGGAACGAAUUGCAUCUUAUAUUUUUGAAUUGUUUCUCUCUGACCAGGGAACGAUACUUUUAUUCGAAGUUAAGAUUUACUACACAGCGUGACACGUUCCCAAGGGCGUUUCGGCUCAUAAGAAAAUGAAUAAAUUUUAAAGAAAAUCCCAAGACUGAUAGUGAAUAUAUAUAUAUCGAGAUUCGUUUAAAAGACGCAUCUAAUCGAGCUCGGAGCUUGUAUCUCGCGAAAGUCGUUUCUCCGAAUGUUUCGAGUCGACGAGUAGGAAGAGAGGGAAAGAGCGUACGAAUGAACGCGAGAGAAUGGAUCGGCGAGUGGACGAAGGUCUGUAAUUUUCGCAUUCAUGGACGCCCGAUCUUGCUCUCUAUUUAUUUUUUCCUCCGAAUUCGCGGUACGUGCACGUGUGAUUCGCGGUCGUCGCUAGAUCGACGACGACGGACCAGAUGCGUUCGCGUUAACGCGAGCCACAACAGGGGUAAAAAGAUUUGUUCCUAUAUAAUGCAUAAUAAAUAAUAUGUAGAUAAAGCCAUGAAUUCGACUGGUAAGAAGAGACCUUCGUCGACGUUGAAUCGAUGCAUUUUAAACAUUGUAAUAAACAAAUAUACAUAGCACGUAUGUAUAUGGAAUAUGGACCUUGGCGUACACGGAACGCGAGUAGAUUUCGUUUUAUUUUCACCGAGUUUUCUUCUCAGUUUUAUUGUUGAGCAAAUAAUUUUAAUUGAUCGAGCACGUAAUUUUUAAUAUAGCGACGAUAAUUCGAUUUACGCACACGUGUUGUUUUUCGUCCGAAUACGCCACAGAUAAAUUUUGUCAAAGCGAGAACUCAACAAACAGUGGUAAACGAAAAAGAAACCAACAACAGUAAAUGAUUAAUGUACUUGCAAUGUUUAAGGAUAAAAACAGUUUAAUUGCACUACAUUUAUAAACUUUAUUAAUUAUACGUUGCAAAAAAGAAAAUGACGUGAACAAAAUUCUGUACUCUUUAUUGAAUCGCCUGGCUCGUCGCUCCAUUUACAA
Molecule: messenger RNA, 11419 nt
Organism: Ceratina calcarata
Lineage: Eukaryota; Metazoa; Arthropoda; Insecta; Hymenoptera; Apidae
Product: proteoglycan 4
Exons: 4
Coding region: 2432-4993 (853 amino acids)
Biological process (GO): regulation of DNA-templated transcription
Molecular function (GO): DNA-binding transcription factor activity, RNA polymerase II-specific; RNA polymerase II cis-regulatory region sequence-specific DNA binding
Source: RefSeq, a predicted model, not a curated record